UCAACCUUGAGAAGGCCAAGCAUCAUGAUUCGGACGUACAGCGCAGUCUUUUGCGUUCUAUCUUCAUCAUCAUCACCUGCAUCGCUGCAAUGGUGGUCAAUACCGCUAAUACCAGUUCUGUCUCUAUCUCGCUCCCAGCUAUUGAAAAGGACCUGAAUAUCACGGAAGUACAGUUGCAGUGGCUCGUAUCUGCCUAUUCGCUCAGUUCGGGCUGCCUUCUCUUGUUCUUUGGCAGAUUGGCGGAUGUCUGGUCGGAAAAAGGCGUUCAUGAUCGUUCCAUUUACACUGUCAUCACAAGUGGUAUUACCCUCAUCAUUUUGCGUGCCUUCCAAGGCCUAGGUACCGCCGCUACAAUACCGUCUGCAGUGAGUAUUUUGUAUACAUUGAACUGGAAUUCUCAUGCAGUUUGUCAGCUUGGUAUCCUGGCGCAUGCAUUCCCUCCGUCUAGAAUCCGUUCAAUAGCUUUCGCAACAUUUUUAGCGGGUGCUCCUGUCGGCGGCGCAUUUGGAAUGACCAUCGGUGGUGUCCUCACACAAAUAUCAUCGACGCACUGGCGCUCCCCAUUCUAUUUGGUUGCAGUAAUGUCUGCUCUAACGGGUAUUUCCGGUAUGAUUUCAUUCGAUGCAGAUGUGACUUCGACGGAAGCUGUCGACUGGAUCGGUGCUUCCCUCGUUACCAUUGGUUUGGUCCUGAUUGUAUUUGUACUUGGUCAAGGAGAAGUUGCUUCUCAAGGCUGGAAAACUCCAUAUAUUAUUAUCCUUCUAAUCGUCGGGAUUGUCAUGGUUUUGCUGUUCCUGCUUUGGGAGCGAUACUUGGAGCAAGCUAUAGAUGAUCCAUCAAGAGCACCGUCCGCAUGGUCACCACCGCCAUUGAUGAGGCUCUCGCUUUGGACGCGAGAAAAGGGCCGGAUGGCUGCUAUUCUUGCCAUUGCAUUCCUGAAUUGGUUUGGUUUCAUGAGCUGGAGCUUCUGGGUUCAGUUGUACUAUCAGAACUACCUUUUGCUUACACCUAUGCAAACUAUGCUCCGGUUCAUUCCAUUGUUCGUUGUCGGCUGUUUAUGCAACGUUCGUUGGCAAAUUGCCUUUGCGCUGACUUGUCGUCCAGUCAGCGGAACGCUACUGACAGCAUCUGCCGCCAUCCUGUUUGCGCUGAUUGACCCGACCGCAACGUAUUGGGCGUUUGGCUUCCCGGCCACGGUUAUUGUCGUAUUCGGGGCUGAUUUUGUGUACUCCUCUGGUACAAUUUUCAUCGCCAAGAUCACGCUUCCACACGAGCGCAGCGUGUCUGGAGCACUGUUUCAAACUGUGACACAGCUCGGCAUUGCAGUCGGACUUGCUGUAUCCACGCUUGUGUCCAACAUCGUGGUUAAAAACGAGUCUGCUGACGUUGGCGUCACUGUCAACUCUGCUGGAACCAACGCGCCCCGUUCCGCACAUCUUAAGGGUUAUAGAUCUGCGCAGUGGACUUGCGCUUCAUUUGCGCUUAUGGGUGAGUACUACUAAUUCGGCCUGCGUUGAGAAUGUCUUGCCAGUGCUGACAAUUUUUAUUGUCACGGUUAAUAGCUGCGCUGCUGGCAGCACUUUCCCUUCACGGUGUUGGGAUUGUUGGAGUCAAGAAAAUUACCAAGCAUGUUGACAUUGAUCAGACAAUAGCCAUGGGGUCCGAGUCCGAGGACGGCUAAAUACACCCAUUUUUAAAAAUAUCUAGCAGCGACACAUGCUGCUAUGGUCCCACCCCAUCCACUCUUUGCUCAAUCGUACCCUCAUUCCCGAAGCUCCAUACUACCUAUAUUCCUCUCUAGCAUUACAUUUUUCUGUCCUU
Molecule: messenger RNA, 1821 nt
Organism: Suillus subalutaceus
Lineage: Eukaryota; Fungi; Basidiomycota; Agaricomycetes; Boletales; Suillaceae
Product: major facilitator superfamily domain-containing protein
Exons: 10
Coding region: 90-1502 (470 amino acids)
Biological process (GO): transmembrane transport
Cellular component (GO): membrane
Molecular function (GO): transmembrane transporter activity
Source: RefSeq, a predicted model, not a curated record